AUGGGAAUCUUUUGUCCUCUGGCGAUUGAAUUCAUGACAUCAAUAGCAGAAAUACCAGGAUUAAUCGGCUGUCCCUCAAUAUCCAAAAAGUCUUCCGCGAGAAUUGGAGGUCCCUUGUCAAUCGGCUUUCCAGAUCCGUUGAAGACACGCCCGAGCAUGUCCUCUGAUACUGGAGUCCUGAGAAUGUCACCAGUGAACUCGCAGACGGUGUUCUUAGCGUCAAUUCCAGAUGUUCCUUCAAAUACCUGGACCACAGCUUUGGAGCCAGACACCUCAAGGACUUUUCCCGAACGGAUUGAGCCAUCAGCAAUACUUACUGAGCCUGGGUUGGGAAAUAAAAUCCCUGGACACUGCCAGGACAUGUUCCUGGUGUGCUUGGCGACUUCCGAUGCUUUUAUUCAUUGUAAAAACCAGCAAUUACACUUAUUUAAACAAUCCAAAUAUAAAUUGCUGGGAUCAAGUGCAACAGAACUCGUUGAACGCAGAAAUGUCUUGCUCUGUCUGGUGACUGCUACUGCCACCUCGCUGGCUAGCCUGGAGGGGCAAUGCGAGAUUGUUAAUUCUUUCGAGUUGCGUCGUGAUCAUGGGACUGAAUUUUGA
This is a messenger RNA of Cotesia congregata, 600 nucleotides long. Lineage: Eukaryota; Metazoa; Arthropoda; Insecta; Hymenoptera; Braconidae. The record is from the annotation of a GenBank genome assembly.